Messenger RNA from Rotaria sordida, 1314 nucleotides. Lineage: Eukaryota; Metazoa; Rotifera; Eurotatoria; Philodinida; Philodinidae. The record is from the annotation of a GenBank genome assembly.
AUGGUUUCAACAGUAGUUCGUUGUUUCGUAUUCGUUCUAUUCAGUAUAUUACUAGUUCGAGUAAAAUCUCAAUUCUGCCAUGGAAUGUCUCAAUAUGAUCGAUGUUCGCCGAAUAGUGCGUGUACCUGUUUCUAUAUAGCAGGUGCUAUUGGCAUUGGCGUUUGUGGCUAUGAAUUCGCAGAUUGUUCUGAACUAGUUCCAUGCGAAGGUUCAAACAAUCUUUGUCUUGAACCUAAUCAUAGAUGUGUUCAUCAUCCUCGAUGUCAUGAUCUUCCUGUUUGUUAUCCGGUACCCAGUUUCAAUCGACAACUCUGUCCACCAAUAGCAACAACGAAUACUACAACUGCAACUACAAUUCCAACUAAAACGACAACUACAACAACUACUCAGCAACUAGUGAUUCCCAAUAUUUCAGUCAAUGCUACAUGGGCACAGAACGGGAUAACCGUUGCCGGAGGUCGUGACCAAGGUAGUGCCACCAAUCAACUCAGCUGGCCUUUCGAUCUUUUGGUUGAUGAUGAUGAUCAAACGAUGGUCAUCACUGAUGCACACAACCAUCGUAUCAUCCAAUGGAAGAUCGGUGAGACGAAUGGGCAAGUAGUAGCUGGUGGCCAUGGCCAAGGAAACCGAUUGGAACAAUUGCAUUCUCCAACCGAUGUAUUGAUCGACAAAGAGACUGAUAGUCUCAUUAUUUGUGAUUGGCAGAAUCGACGAGUCGUACGUUGGUCUCGUCGUAGUGGUACAACUCAAGGAGAGAUUCUCGUCGACAACAUCAGGUGUUGGGGAUUAGCCAUGGAUGUUCAGAAAUAUCUCUACAUCUCUGACACCGAAAAAGAUGAAGUAAGACGAUAUCAAAUAGGAGACAAGGAAGGAACUCUCGUGGUCGGUGGCCAUGGCCAAGGUGCUGAUCUCAAUCAACUCAACUGGCCGAAAUACAUAUUUGUCGAUCAACAACAAGCUGUUUACGUGUCAGACAGCAAAAAUCAUCGUGUGAUGAAAUGGAAUAAAGAUGCAACAGAAGGAACUGUCGUCGCUGGAGGCCAUGGCGAAGGAAAGGCUCUGACACAAUUGUCGGAACCUUACGGACUGUUCGUUGAUAUGUUUGGCACCAUCUAUGUUGCAGACUCGGACAAUAAUCGAGUAAUGCGUUGGCCUAAAGGAGCGACACAGGGCGCUGUCAUUGUAGGUGGAAAUGGUCAAGGAGCAGGAGCUAAUCAGUUCAAAGUUUCCAUGGGUUUGUCCUUCGAUAGACAUGGCAAUCUUUAUGUCGUCGAUGAAUAUAACCAUCGUAUUCAACAAUUUUCUAUCGAAUAA